Marchantia polymorpha subsp. ruderalis is the source of this 1584-nucleotide messenger RNA. NCBI's taxonomy places the organism in Eukaryota, Viridiplantae, Streptophyta, Marchantiopsida, Marchantiales, Marchantiaceae. The record is from the annotation of a GenBank genome assembly.
GCAAGGGUCGCCGGAUUGGAGCUCGAUUCGCCCACUGCUCGAGAUCCUCGAUGCUCUGAAGACUCCAAAGCUCUGCGAGUGCGGCUGCCACUUGGAAAUCGGGAUGGCCUUCGUCCUAUCGAUGAUGGGCCCGAGUGCGCCAGGAGGAUCGCACCUCGUGGCCACUCUAGAAAUCUUUACUUCGGAUUCCCGGGGUCUGAUAUCUGCAUCUUCAUCUCCACAUUUUGCCGGCGGCAGAAGUUCGCUGUUCCGCCAUGUCUGUGGGAUCGAGCGCCGUGUUUCUGUCCAGGGGAUGAAGUGUGGGGCUGCUCGCGCGGCCGUGAGCAAGCAGAAAAAGAAGGCGAAGGUGCAAAAGCGCUCCGUCGCGGGAGACAAGCAGUGGAAAUUCGAUGAGCUGAUGCUGGUCUGGGACGAUGCGUUCCAGAAAUUCUGCGACGACUCGGGCAUAGCCUCCAGCCUUCUCUCGCUUUCGAGGGAAGGGUUGGUGCAGAAUGGCCGUGGGUGUAUCUUGAUGGAAGAGGCUGUCAACACCCGGUCGCGAGGUGCUGCCAGUGGUUUCAGUAACAAGUCUCGUUAUUCCUCCUCCGCUUCUCCUGAGCUCCCGUUUUAUGUUUCUUCGGGAUGGAAUGCCUGUUACGUUCCCUUGGAAUUCAUCAACGACCCGUUUAAAGCUCCCGAAUCGUCGGUCAAUUCAGUCACCUCUGUUGAGGAAGGCGAUUCAAUCAGUGUAGUCGACCAAGCGAAGUUACUGUCUGUUUUGAAAGGAAUGGAUAGAACAAGAUUGCAAGGGUUGUUGACAGAAAGAGGUCAAGGUCCAGAAGAUGCAGGUGGAGAGGAGCCCUACGAUCCAACGCAAGAUGAGGUGGUCAUCAUGUUUGCUGUGACAGUGGACGGACAACAAGCUGUAGGCGCAGAUGUCUUGAAAGCGUACCCUGCCGAAGGUAGUCUCGAGGGAAAAAACUUGUGGACAUUCCGACUAAGAGACGGAGACGGGAGUGACUUGAUUCCGUAGGGGCCAUUUCGUUAUCGAGACCAAGUUCGAAGCUUGUAGGGCCUGACAGUUCUCAAAUUGCUUCCAGUUGAAGGUCGAAAUGGGUAGAAUUUGAUGAGACAUAAUUUCUCGACUUCAACAUCCGAGUCUCAUUCCACUUCUUGUUCAAUGCUUUCAAGGCCAAGAGAUAUGAACUGAGCUUAAGUCCGAAUGUAGUACUGAUACUUUCAGGUCUGGAAACGUCAACAUCUUCUGGAGUAGAAGUCAGGCCAAACCUGGAUGUGCGAAGAGGUCGAUGUCGUUUGACUGUGAUGCUCUCAUUCUCUAAGAAUACACCAGACUCCUCUCAAGUGGUUGUAGUCUUUGUGAGUUUUACAUGAAGCAAUAUUGUCCUAUGCCCGAAAUUUACAACAUUUUGCCAGGCCAAGGUACUAAGUUCAGCUCGACGACUACUCCAUCUCAGUGCAUACAUCGUUCUUUAGCUGUGGCCAAACUCAGGCCAUUGAUACAGUUAGAGAAUCAGAAACUCACAUACUAAAUUAGCCUGUUCUUAUAUCAAAUAAGUUUAUAGCAUUGCAAAUGAGCACACUUGG